Messenger RNA from Paramuricea clavata, 21051 nucleotides. NCBI's taxonomy places the organism in Eukaryota, Metazoa, Cnidaria, Anthozoa, Malacalcyonacea, Plexauridae. The record is from the annotation of a GenBank genome assembly.
AUGGCCGACUUUCUGUGUCGGGAAAGACAGACAGCUUCGGCUUCUUUGAAGGCACAGUAUGGAACAGAAACGGGCAAAACACAGUUGAACUCUGUGCUAAAGACACUACUUUAUCCGGGAAAAGGUUUUACCAAAGACACUAAAGAUUGGUGCAAGUGGUUAAUUGCAGGAGGCGAAUGUCCUGAUGUGUUUUUAAGAAAGUUACGAGAGUACGAUAGUUCACAGACUUGUGGUUUAGUAUGGCACAAGAAUUUUGUAGCGUAUAGGUGUCGAGACUGCGGUACGUCACCGUGUAUGUCGAUAUGUGCUGACUGUUUUCAUGGUGGGGACCACAGAGGACAUGACUACAAUAUGUUUCGAAGUCAAGCUGGAGGUGCUUGUGAUUGUGGUGAUGAAAAUGUUAUGAAAAAGGAAGGGUAUGUUUAAUAUUUGAAGCACUAAAAUAAUGUUUAAAAUAUGCCUCUGACAUGUAUGCUUAGGUAAAAUAUCUUAUGAGUUGGUAAAAUAUCCUAGGUACUAUUUCAGGAGCUAUAAAAUAUUUGUCUGAUUAAAAUUCAAACCAGUGUGGCUUUGGUAGACUGAUAUGUAAGGGUGGAUAACAGAUGUGCUCGACAGUUGAAAAAUAUCUGGCUGAAUACUGGAUGUUGUGCAUGUAAGGUUCGGGGCUUAUUUAUGGUUAAAUAAUAAUUUCAGGUUAAAGUCUGAGUCAGGCACACUUAGGCGUAAAAAAAAAUACCUGUGGUUCCGGUUCCCGACCGACCCUAUUUUUUUCUGCUGACCCUAUUAUUUUUUCAACGCGAUUGACCGUGCUACCCUAUUUUCUCCAGGUGGUUGCGGGCUGCUCAUACAGUGUGCCAAAAUGGCGUCUGUUGUCACAAUAAUUAUUGAACCAAAUUGCCUCAAUUCGUCCAUAGGAAAUACGCACCUCUAGUUAAUAAUGAUGUCGGGACUCUACUGCAAAUCGCCCAGCAAAAAAUCGGCAAAACCAUGAAAAAAAUAUUAAAAAAAAAAUUUAUUUCCGACCUACCGACCCUAAUUUUUUCACGAUAUGAAACCGGGACCACAGGUAUUUUUUUUACGCCUUAACACGGCAGCUGUCCAACAUCCUAUGGAUGGUCAUAUUUGAAUUUUAGGCUACCUUAUUUACACUAUACCGCAUAGCUUUUUGUAGUGGUGCGAAAAAGCACCUAUCCGAUGCAGAAUGUGCAACUUUCAGAAGCUGAGCAAAACAACAUCUCCCUGUUACAAUAAUUUCUCUGAAAAUAGUGUUCCAAAAAGGUAUGGAUCUACAUACAGUAGGUGUUUGGAAAGCUAUCCAAUUAAUACACUGUAAACAUAGCCUUUGAUGACCACUUUUUAAUGGACAGCCUUGGACAACCAAAGCAAAUAUUUCAUUACAGUGCCCCAAACACAACUGCUCUAUUUAUGAGGUAUUUUAAAAUCAGUUUUUCAGUAUAAUAAAUACAUUUACUGUAGUUAUGUUGUGCUACACAUGCAUAAUGACUUGCAAAAUUUGAAAGCUUUUUAUCUUGGUCAUUUUCAAUUAAAAACACUCAUAAAAAGAAUGGGUGUUGUUUUUGAAAUAAACACCAAACAUGGACAAAAUUUAGUGUUUCCAGUUGAUAAUAGUCAACAUCUUCUACAUUCUAUGGUAUAUAUAGCAGGUCAUGCAUGUGUGAUGCAAUGUAGGAUAAUUGCCAUAUCAAACAUAUUCACAAACAAGCAAAGGAACAGAAAUUUGAAAAAGAAAUUAUCUAUAGGUUUAAAUGUUCUUUCCAAUGAAACAGUAAAAUUUUGGUGUUAGGAAAACUUUAAUAACCCAUUGAUCACCAGGCAGCACUCUUCCCUUGGCAAGUGAAAUUGUUUGCUGUUAGACAGAGCAAAGGGGUGUAAUGAAACUUAACUGGACACAUGGGUAGAUAGUCUGAUUAACCAAUUUAGCACAAGUUAGGGUUUAAAAUUUGAAAUUCUUAGCACUAUCCAUAUAGUGACUUAAUCUGGUGUCCACCCAGAAAAUCUAGUAUCCCACAGUUGGAUAAUAGAUAGACAGUAAUCAAAUACUGAAACAAUAAAGGGAAAACAAGCAUUUAUUUGCCAAAAAACCCCAGAGCCACUGGAAAAGAGCAUGCAAAAUUUGCAAACACAGACAUGGUGAAUGAUAACACAUACUGUACAUUCAGGUAUGAUAUGGCAAAAUAUAAACAACAACAACAAAGUUCCUGUGGAAAGGAAUUUGUUUUUGUUUAAUGUCCCAAUGGAUCCAAAGCUUGUGGUAUCCAAAUUUAAAAUCUGGUAUCCUGUGGAUAUUGGGAUAUUGCAAAUUUCAAGCCCUGACCAGUGCUCUCCCCUUGAUGAGUAAAAUUAUUUGGUGUUAGACAGAGUAAAAAUAAUAUAGUGGGCACAGUUGGGGUGCAGUACAACUUAAUGGGUUAAACCACUGAUAACCGUUGCCCAUUGGCAUUUUCCUGUCAAACAUUCACUGGUACAUGUACAUACAGUAUGUACCUAUAUUCUCACAAUAUUAGGCAGCUGUCAAAUGGUGCUCAAUGGGUUAAAUGUCAAUAUGAACAUUUACAAUAGGAAUAUGAAUAAUGCAGGUAGGAAUAUUGAAUGUUGAGGUAAAAAUAUUCUUAGUACACACUAUCAAAUCUGUUAAUAUAAUCAGCGUUAUUUUAUAUGAUAAAGUAUUGCACUAUAUUAACAUAAUUACAGCACUCAAGAUAAAUACCAAUCUAGGGAUGCACCGGAAAUUCAGCAGAUAUUUCUAACAUGGCCGGAUACUGGAUAUUGUUUAUAUAAAGUUCAGGCCUUCUUUUCAGAUUAAAAAAUGAUUUGAUAGGGUUACAAAAGUAGAGGUGUUUGCCAAUUUUUGCUUGAAAUCAUCAUAGAAAGGCCUGGUAGUAUUUUCAAGAUUUUUUCGUGCUUGUUUGUAAAAGCAGAUUGACCUUUGACCUUUGUGAGUAGGGCUUUGUAGCCAUGAGCGUGUACCAUUAUUAGACUGUGAAGUUCACUCCUAUUAUUUUAAGUAUUAUUUUGGAGUCAAAAUGUUAGAAACACCUUCACUUUAAAAUUAAAAUUAAACAAAACAGCUGCAGAAUGUUUAUAUUUAACUUAUUUACUUUUGGCAAUUUUCCUGAGCAUUGGAAACACAGUAAUAGAGGUUUUGCAAACAUUUGCUCAUUUGUUGCUAAGCAGCUGCUUUUCUCCCCAGAAACUUACUGUAACAUUGACAAUCCAAGUAGUUUGUGGAUUGGACAACAAAAUUCCUACUUUGACAUAUAUGCAUGAUAUAUUUAGGCUAUAAAAUAAACAUAUUCCAUGCCAUGUGGGCUGUGAAACAAAUAUUUCUGUGUUAUUCAUAAAUUUAAUUAUUUAAUAAAUCCUUGAAAGAUUUUUAAUAUUUCCUGGCUGAGAAGUUUAAUGAAUGAAAGACUUCUUUCAGCGCUUUCAAAGAAAUCAAAAGUGAAUAAUAUUAUACUAGAGAUGAGCUGAUAACAAAGAAAUCCAAUGUAGUCAAUACCAUACAGUAAGUUCCAACACAGUGAUUUCGCUCAUAUUGGCUGAUAAUAUUAAAUGAGCAUAAAAUUUUGAGGAAAAAUGUUUAGGUACUGAAAUUUACAGCAACAAAGGGGUGAACCUUUUGGCAACCUAAUCUAUACUGUACAAUUGGCAAUUGAAACACCUUUUAUAUUAUACUGCACUUGGUGAUGUCGUAUAUACAUGUCCAAAAUUUCAGAAUCAUUCUCAUGGUAUGAUUUCUAAUUACGCGAUAACAGACUCAAAACGAAAAUGUUUCAUGCACUUACUACAAAGCCUCGUACAAACGAUCAAUUUUCCUUAACAAAUUUUCCUUGACAAGUUUUAUUUGCUCGCGUGUACGGAAAAAAAUGAUUUCCUUGCCAAGGAGCCUUGUUCCACAGCUAUCAAUAGUCAUGCCAGCUUUUUUCUUCGCCAAGUGAAACAUGACAAGUGCACAAGAACUACUUCUGUGGUUUUGGCCAACAAAAGGCGGUCUUGAGAUAAAUGUUCAAUAACAUUCCUUGCAUAUGAGCAACAAAACUUGUCAAGAGAAAAUUGUCAAGGAAAACUUCUUGACCGUAUACACGAGUAAGUAAACUUGUCUGAAAGGAAAACCUGCUCGUCUGUACUGGGCUUAAAUGCAUGGAGAAAAGAUCUGCAACGUUUGGUAGUAAUGGUAGAGUCAGACUGGUAUAGUAUUCUCACAUGUAUGUCAGUGAUGAGAAAUUACGAUCACACAAAUGCACAUUCAUUUGUAUCAAUCAAACUCCUGUCGUAGAGCUAAAAGACACAUAAUACGUUCUGGGUAUACGAGGUUGGUUAGUGUGGAGUUUCAUUCAAUUAAAGUGUGCUAAAUAUUUCAUGACGACUAUUUACGCUUGUCUGAGAAACGGUGAAGUGUUUAAAUUUUAUUACAGAAUAAUCCUGUGAAAUAUUAAAAGUUGUUUGACAUUGUCUUCAAUAGGAUACGCACUUUUAGGUCCCUAGACUGCCGCGCUCUUCUCAUUAUUUUUUUAAUGCCAACAUGGAUUGGGAUUAUGGGUAUUCUGGUUUCCUCUGCACUAGUACUGAACCAAUAUGCAUGGGAUGACACUUAUACUGGACAUAAAUUGGGGCAGUUUUAACCACUGUGUAUCACCAGAAGUCAUAAGCUCAUUUAAUUCAAAUGCAGUUAAUGAGUAGAAAUUCAGGUGAAGACAAUAGAAACUAUUGUUGUUAGAGUGGUAUCAGAAUUACACAGGAACUGGAACCCCAUGUACAUAUAACCAACACUUUGAGAUCGAACCUGACUGUCCGUCAUAGAGGUAGUUGUUAUGGUUAGAUUGGAGGUGUGCGUUAUUCAGAGGUUUCAAUAAAAAAGAUGUUACAUAAGUACAAAAUCAGGACCUGGACUUUCUGUUUGUUGAGUGAUGUCCGUUGUACAGAUAGUCCUUAGUAGAUGUCUUGUUGUAGUGUUAGUUGGAAAACUUGCAUAAAUACUGUGUAUUACAGAUUUAUUCUAAGUAUGUCUACUGUUGUUAGGUUUUGUACUUCUCAUGGUAAACACAGAUCAUCGUCGUCACGUCCUCCCGCGGAUGCGCUGCAUAUGGCCAAAGCUGUAAUUCCUCAACUGUUUAAUAGACUGUACAAAGAAGUUGAACCGCGACAAAAUUCAGGUAUUGGCGUCGAAUAUCUCUACUCUAUAUAACGCUAAGGUAUAGGCUGAGUGAAAUAUUUAAUGGAAGUUAGUCUUUUUUUAUGCAGUAUACCGGAGAAAAUUAUGGUUAUAGCUGUUUCACUUGUGUUCGAAAAACAAAAUGGACCAAGCCAUCUUCUUUCCCCCUAUGUUUAGAAGUUGUGUCUUCUUUUGUAUUGUCUCGAUGUAUGUAACUGUGUUGCAUCAUCCUGCUACCUCCUCCGCAGGCCUUACUGUACCUUACGAAAUCAGGGCGCGAAAUAACGGCUGGAGGGUCGGCGGUCAAGGUGACCGGCCAACUCAAUAGCCUGCGAACAGGCUCUCAAGGUGAAAUGAGAGCCUGCACUGAUGAUAUACAAUUUUGAAUAUCUGCCCCGUAACGUUCGUUUUUCCAAAUAUGGAAUGUCUAUCCUUAUAUGGUGUUGUUUACAACUUUCGUGCAAACUAAAUUUAGACCGUGCAAACUAAAUUUAGACCGUACAGUUUAUAAUGUUUUUCGAAAUAUAAGAUAUUCAAGCAAAAGUUGUUUUAAAUACUGUUGUCUCAAAACAGAACAUUUCGUGCUUUGAGAUAAGAUGACCAAGACCAAUUUGAUCAGUUAAUGUGUUUUUUAUACAUAGUGCUUCAGCAGUUGACAUAUAGAGUUCAGCGGAAACAUAUAAAUUAUAGCAUCUGACCAAUGAGAAUUUCGCGUCACGAUUUGAGACGCAGAUAUUCAAAUUCAUUAGUCAUCGAUGCAGGCUCUCAUUUCACCUUGAGAGCCUGUUCGCAGGCUAGCCAACUCAAUUUUACCUCGGACAUACCGAAUUUCUGGCCGGUCAAAUUAUUCAGCUUAAAGCAAAGCCUAGUAAAGUAUACCCCUAAAAAUGUGGGUAUUUUCCCAGUAUAGCAGUACAAAAAGCCUUACUGUAAUCAGUAAUUAAAAAUUCCUUCACAUAAAACAGCUUGUACUGGGCUAAAAGCAUGGUCUUGGCUCUUAAGCCAAAGGCGUGGCCACGGCCGUUAUUUCGCGCCCUGCGAAAUUUGGGAAUUCAUUACAACCCAUUGAAAUGAAUAGAACUGGAACGCUACCUUCAGAUAAACUGCCUAUCUUUUUAUUGAAGCCAAAUCUGACGGGUCAAAACACGCGCGUUUAUAUGUCUCUCGCGGCACACUUUUAAUCCAGAAAAAUGCCCUUUCAAUAAUAAAUUAUUAGAAAAAACUAUAUACAAAGAAAAAACUAUAUUUAAUAUACAAAGAAGUUUUACCUGAAUCAAUGCAUUUGAGCGCUGUUAAAAAAGUUUUUUUUUUAAAUUUUAAGCCGGUUUUCAAGAAUUCAGGUUGAUGGAUUGAUCGCGCUCUUCGCAUGCGUGAAAAGACUGGGACCGGCCUUUAAGUUUGGUUGCCUUCAAAUUUUCGGUUGGAGGUAGCGUUCCAGUUAUACUCGUUUCAAGGUUACGGCCUGCGGAGGAGGUGGAUCAUCGUGCGUUAGUCCAAUCUCCCUUCCAUCACAUUAUCUUUUCCUUUGACCCCCUGUGAAUCUCUGUCCUCCUACAAGUUCCUCCCAUACCGUUUUAGUCAAGAUUGUUUACCAUUUACAUGGAAAACCCAUCCGGUUUAAUUUGAAAUUGUGCUAAUGGUAAGCAAAAUUUCGGAUAGAAAAUCCCAUUCGGAUUAUGCGCUUUCCAUUUAGAGUGACUGACCGGAAGGCACUGAAGGGUUGUUUACCAUUUACAUGGAAAACCCAUCCGGUUUGAAUUAAAUCGCGAAGAGCCUGGAACUGGUGAAAAAAUAAAAAAGAUGUAAAUGGGACAAAAUUCACAGGUUGAAACGUUCCAAUCGGUAAGAGAGGACAACCUUUUCAAACAAACCGUUCAUUCUGGAAAAGUUCCGGUUGGGCCGUCGAAAUAUGGUUGUUCCAUUUACUUUCCGUAUGGAAUCACCGGAAUUUCCAUGUAAAUGGUAAACAACCCAUAUGUCCUUUAUACAAUCAUACAACCGAAUGUCAAUUUUUGACUCACGGAUGUUGCGAAGCAACAUCUGUGAGUCUUUUUGGUUACUUGAGUGUGACGCAGUUAAACAAUGGGAAACGACCAGCCUGCUUUGCGCGCACUGUUUGCCUGCGAAUCGGGCCUUUCAGAACCGGAAAUCGGGCUGGAGCACGCGUUCGUUCUUUUGAUUUGGCAAAAGAAGCACGACAAAUGGCAAAAUUCGCUCGGUGCCCGUUUGCAAAAACAACUGCAAACUGCUCUAAUUCUUUCUGUCACUUUCAUUUGAUCUCAUCCGUGAGUCGGCCUCAAUGGCCUUUGAUUCUUCCUUCAGCUCUAUAGAGACUCAAGCUAUUCUUUUAACUAACCUCCUUGUAUCCUUCAUAGCGUUUUCACCUCAUUCUUAUAGUUUAGUUUCAACCUUCCUCUGAGCCCACAUUUCCGCUGCACACAGCGUCACCAUGUCAUCUAACAACAGUUCGGAAUAGAACAACACAAAUAAUCACGUCCUCAAAAGUAUAUACUUCUUACAUUCAGUUAAUUCUAAUCCUUUCCUAACAGAGGAUUCUAUUUUAUCCGGCAAUGAAGACGUUGAUGAAAUUGUGGACUUUCUACAAGAGUUAUGCGAAGGAGAAGUAUUACGGAGUGUAAUAUGUGAUGCUAUGGUACAAGAAUGUUUUGAUAUUAGUCAGUCUGAUCAAGAGUUAAGACGUGUUGAUAGUGAACAAUCGUGUUCAUCUUUUCACUUUCUAUCAGCCAUAUGUUCCUAUGAUAGCGCUAAUAAUUGUUAUGAACGUGAAUCGGCAAGCUUUUUAGAUUUAUUAUUGGACAUUGUGAUAAAGUUGGAUUUUCCAGAAAAGUUGGUCACCUUUCUUCUUCAGUUGUUGCCCAAUCAGGAAUACAAGGUAUGUACCGGUAUGAUGCAUGUAUUCAGGGGGAAGAUUUAAACUCUGGUACAAGAUCAAGUCUGGUAUCUUAUUAAUAAACUCCCCCCAAAAUUCCGUUUGAAAAACGGAAGAUAAAUCGUUCGAACCUGAGGCCAAUCCAUAAAGGCAUCAAAAGUAUCAUGCAAAUGAGCCUGACUAAAUACUAAGAAAUUACGCAAAGCGUUAUGACAAGAUUGUAUUUAAUUUAUUUCUCAUGUCAGAAUUUGUUGGUGGAGAAGGAGAUGCUGCCCUAUAUAUGCUUUUAUGUUCAUAGGCGUGAACAUGCAUAUUUAUUCCAUAGCUGAGGCCAGGAACAAAAUGUCAAAAGAAUUUUUUGUGAACGUCUUUCCAACAAUAUGGUCAUAAUUCAAUUAUAGGGUUCCAGUGUGGAUACUGAGGGGUGUAUUACCUCUUAUUUCAUGAUUGACUCGGUUUUCUUUGAUGUACCGCGGGCUGUAUAUAGCAUAAUGCCCUUGAAUACCAUAAAGCCCUAAUUAGUCAAGAAAUAAGCGAGAAAACAAGAAAAAUACUUGUCGAAAUCGAAAAAAAAAGAAUAAAACUUUGUUAGAAAACCUCUUCAAUCAUGAAAUAAGUCAGUUAAUUACCUCGAAUGUCGGGCUUUAUGCUAUAUAAAGCCCUCGAACGCUUCGCGUUCUCCGGGCUGUAUAUAGCAUAAAGCCCUCCUUCUCGGUAAUUAACUCUUACUUGACGAAUGGUUUUCGCUUGAAACACCAAAAUUUUUUAAAAUCUUUUUUUCAGGUACUGUGAAAACCCUCAUAAAAGAACCAGUGGGUUAAGAACCACCAGUCUGAAAUUUAAGCAGUUAAGCACGCAAAACAAAAGAAGCACUUCAGGCUGACAAGUGAGAUUGGUUGUUAAAACCCCUUUACAAUGCAUGUUCUAGGGCAGGUAUUGGCAGAUUAUUAUGUUUGAUUUAAUACUAUUGCAAAUGCAAAAAUAUAAUCUGUUAGUACUCACCGAGGAUACAUUUACCAAAUCCUGAGGCUUUUAAAUUGCAAUUAUUAUGUACAGCAAAAUACUGCCAACAGCUCUGUAUAUUGGGAAAGAAAUAAUUUAAAACACUAAACGGUUUAAACCAGGAAUAACUGUUUUUGAUAAGAAUUAAGAACCUGCAGUUAUGAACCGACUCAGCCUGCAUGAUUUCUGACUAAGUACCUAUAUACAGUAAGAAAAUUGUGCAUGCUGGUUCUUUUAUGCAGGGUUUUUAUCGUACUGUAUACACACGCAAAAACGCACAACUUGUAAUAAACUUGCAACAGACUUGUACCAAUUAUCGUUUCAACAACUUAUUAUCAGUAUGUGUUCGCAUUGCUUCUUCCUAUAGUUUGUUGUCAAGUUACCAACGGCUUGUUGACAAAUUCCUACCAGGUUGUUGUUAGAAGUUGUUCCAAUAUAAUGUUAUUGUCCUGCAAUUCAAAAAUUUGUUACCAAGUUGUGAAUGACAACGUUGUAUACCUACUUGAUAAAAUCAUAACGUUGGUACAUACAGUAUUUUUGACAAGCUUGUUGACAAGAUGUGAGAUGAUAAAUGAACAACUUAUUGAUUUUUAACACUGGUGAAUUAGUGAUUUGACUUUCUUGUUCUUCAUAACGUAAAAGUACAGCAAUAUUAACAAUGACGUUAUUUUUAUUUAACAAGAUUGCCUUUACACAAAAGUUUUGUCAAAAGUACCAGGAAAUUGGUAAAUUAUUGACGCUGUGUUCAACGUUACAUGAAGUGGAACAGCUAUCAAACAGUAUCGUUCAUAUUAGUGUGCAACUGUUUAGUAAUCAGUCUCUUGUGACAAAGAUGGUUCAAGAACAAAAUUUAUUGCAUGUAAUGGUUAAAGUUUUGUUGGAAAUGAUGAGAACAACGUUACAUCCCGUGAAGGUUAAUGGUAAGUUCAUGUAAGGUACACAUAUUAUAUUAUAUUAUAUUCCAGUUGAAUAUGGAACGGCAGCUGUUUUGUUGUAACUUUCAAUAAACAUUUUGACGAUGGAUGUUCUCAAGGCGUCGAGACUACGUUGUAAAAAUAAAUGCGCUUGCUGUUUUCCCCAGAGUUUUAGUGAGGGAAGGACUCUUCUCAUUUGCGAUUAUACUAUCGAGCAAAAUUAUAAUCAGACAACUGCAUAGCGCCACAAAAAGACGUUCAUACAAACCCACGAUGAUUAUAAGCUAAAUUCUAACAACAUGUGCAAUAAUAGAUGCAGUACGUUAAUUGUUAGCCUGCGUCGCUAUCUUUUGGAUUGUUUACUAAGUCAUUUUGCAAACCAAAUUGGUUGUGAUUUACUGAUUUGUUGCUAUAUUUGAGCUGGAAAUUAUCAUUCAACAUUUCGCAUGUUCUCUUAGGCCCCAGUUACACGAUACCGGAUUCGCAUCGGAGCGACAUCAAAUUUUACUGCUUCGAGGUGAAUUUGGCACUUAAAAUUAUGAUCAUAUAACAUAAUUAAUUAUUCAAAUAUGAAAAGUUGUAAGAGCAGACAAGACUGGAAAACACCUUAAAUUGAUACCGCUCCGAUACGAAUCCGGUAUCGUGUAACUGGGGCCUUAAUCAACUUUUCCAGUGAAAUAAACCCGAAUUCGUAUUAAUUUGACUUUUAAGGAAUGUUCCUGUUUUCCUUUUUCACAGGUCAGUUAGUAGACCAUCUGGUAAUCAAUUGUGACAAGGAAGUGAUUAAAUAUCAUUGUUAUUGGCCAAUCAUCAGUGAUUUUAUCAAUGUUGUUACUCAUCAUACGAUUGCGUACAUUUUUAUGAAAGAUUCUGAUUUGCUUGAGAAGUGGAUGAACUUCGUAGCUUGCGUAACAGGUAUGUAUCGAAUCAGGUCUUUAAAUGUACCUAUAAUUUGGGCUAACCAUCUAUGAACUGGAUGAUCAAGAUAUCAGACCCUAUAAAUGUUAGAUACCACACCUCUCACUGUGAAAUCUAGUAUUCUUAGUCACUGCUAAAGCUCAGUCUUAAUACUAUAUAAACCCAGCACAAUUAGCCAUUCCGAAGUUGAUGAGUGGACUGGGGACGAGUGUUAAAAGUGCCCAAAUUAAGAUAUGAAUCAAAUCACUAAAACGACCACCUCAAAAUUUGUAAGUAUACAAAGUUUGAAGACGUUUACAUGAAUACCCUUUGAAUAAUAAGCUUUCGAAAAUUGUGAAAUUACUGAUUAAAUGAUUGUUUUUGGGACGCGCGUCCCCCAAAACAAAAAUUACAGUACAUUUCAGAGUAAAUAUCGCGAUUUUCGAAAGCUUAUAAUUAUCCGAAGAGUAUUCAUGUAAAUGUCUUUAAACUUCAUUUCGUAAUUUGGGCACUUUUGAACAUUCGUCCCAGUCCUCUCAUCAACUUCGGAAUGGCUAAUAUUCUACACCAGCUUCGGAAUGGCUAAUUGUACCAGAUGCUAGCUCGCUUUUACAAGGGAAGUCGGACUAAAAACAGAGGGAAAACGGCUAUAACAUAAUAUUGGCUAUUAAAAUAGGCACGUCCAUAUACCAUAUUAAUUACUGUAGAUCUAGGAUUAACUUUGUCACGAUGUACAUCUUUUACAAGGGAUGAACUGUAAUGAACGUGUUGUGACGGAGCACAUAAAGUAUGAACCAACUACAUACAAUGCAGCGUACUUUAUUGAAAUAGAGGCUGCUUCCUCUCCAAUGUGGAGUCUUAUUGCUGCCUCAUCGGUCUUGGUAAGUGUCGGUUUUGGUUAGUCUAUAUUCUAUCUAUUCAAAUGCGGUUAAGCAAAUCAUUUGACAUGUAGGUUAAUAAGUCGAUGUUAGGUCUGCGCUGUGCGUGAUGUGACGUCAUUAUACCUUAACGAUUUUUCUCGCACCUUAUCAUCGUGGUCUACAUUUUUGCUCUGCCUGUCAGUUACUUUGAUUAGCUACAGUCUAUCUUGCUACUGCAUGGACUAACUAUUUCUAAGUCUCAAACAUGAAAGCGGUCUGCACUGUGUGGGCAUUCAAUGACGUCAGUAUCCUAAGGAAAUCACGCCUUAUCCUUUUGAUUUGUUUUUUGCUCUGCCUAUUGUCAGCUACAUUGAUUACUAAGUUACAGUAUAUCUUACUCCAAUACUAGUGUGAUUAGCUAUAUCUUGCUCUGCCUAAGCUCUAACUUUCCCCGCUGGGCUACAGUAACUAUUUUACAAAGUCUAAAACACAUGAAAGUGAGACUUAUUGCCAAGGUGUGGUUUUCCAGAAGAGUGUAUUUGGACUUCAUUUGAACUUUUUGAUUUGGCGUUCAUUGCAUGUCUUCUCAAUUUAUUUCCUUUUAUUUUAGAAUGACAAAACGUGUAUGUUAAAUGUUCUCCAGCAAAUAUCGGUGGCAUUGGAUAGAUGGCAAAAGAAAGUCGCUCUGCAGGUAUACAAAAUAUUUGAAAGGACUUGACUUUGGAACACUUUUGAAUUUUAGUUUUCAUGCAUUACACUGUAUUUUCCAUUUCUUACUAUUAAAAUGGCGUACAUGACACAUUUAUUCCUGAUUGCUUUUGUCAACGCUUUCUUGAUACGUUUAUAAAGACAGGAUAAAAAACAAUUAACAUAUAUAUAGUUACGUACUUGUCUACUUGACAAUAAAUGCAGUACCUACAAUAGUAAUUUAUUUAUAUUUUGCAGCCUUCAAGAGCUGAAGUCACCUUUCAUCUUCCUUUACUUCGUUGUUUUUCUGCAUUUGUUAAACAGGUUUGUUUUUACAAGUAACUUCGAAGCUGAAAUUCCAGUCUUUUUAAUUAAAAAGAGUUGUUUUGUCGUCUGUCCAUUCUAGGCAAUGCUACAGUUCAUGAUAGAUUUUGAGGAAUUUAAAUUUGAUCUUGGUCUUCUAACUAAGUUACUGGAGUGGCCAACAUGCAUUCAGGUAGGAGAGCUACACAACUCUAUGUACAAGAUUCAUAUCUCUUUGUUGCACUAUUUAUUACACUGAGAAGUUUUAUCAAUUCUGAAUUCCCCUUCCCCACCCCAGAAUUGAGAACCAUUCCUUUAUUGGUCCAGUGUUACUGCAAGAGGAAAGCAUUUCAAAGAGUCAAACUGAAACAAAUGCAAUCGAUGUUAUAGUGUCAAACUAUUCUAAGGUGAUUUUGAACUAUUCUUGUUAUUUUUUCUGAUUCAUCUCGAUAUUCUAAUAUAGGCUGCAGUUUGUGAGAUCAGAACUGGUAUGUGGGCUCGUAAUGGACAUCAGAUUCAUGCACAGAGUGCCUGGUACCAUCAAUGUCAUUUUUCCAACUCCAUGCUCGAUUUAGACAUCUUCUUUCUUCAGGUAAAUUUUCUUCUUUAAAAUUUUCUUGCAAAUUUUUUAACCAAAUGGAACAAUGCGAUCAUUUCAUCAGUCAUUAUAGACUUUCGCAAAGUCAAAGACAUCAUUUUUAUUUUACUCGCUAUGGAAAAAUUCGCUCAGAAAACCUAUGGAAAAAUUGAAGAGGUGAACUUAUGGCAAGUCUAAUCAGUCAUCAGCUGCUGUAGUAUUUAGAUAAGGGACGGCAAUACAACCACAACAGCAGUAAUGACGUGGAAAACACGCAUGGCAUCACUAGGAAAUUAGCCAACUUAGGAUUUGGGAGAUGUCAUUUGAAGCCAACCUAACUAUUACGCAUGCGUAACAGCACACAACCGUACCACAAGCGUGAAGAAAUACUGUUGAAUAAAGAUCAAACCUUAUGAUUCCGAAAUUUUAUGGCACCGCAAUCUCGAAUUUGGACUGAACCAGGUUUGAAGUCAUCGGACAGGCGAAGCUUUGGAUUGGAACAAACCGCUCAGGCUUGAAAUCUGGUUUUCAAUUUCGCUGGUAAUUUUUUCGGUACACGUUCACCGCGUUGCCGCCCUGAACCUUAAUCAGGGUCCACAGCGGUCUUUGAAAUUCUUGAAAAUCUUUUAAUUUGAAUGUAAGUCUUUAGGGUCUUUGAAAGGUCUUUGAAUUGUAUGUAAAAGCGAAGAAAGUCUUUAAAAGUCUUUAAGUUUGUUAGUGAGUACAGUAUUUGCUAUAUAUAUACAAUUCCGUAGCUGAUAACUGAUAAAAUAGAUCGAUUACAGCAAAAGAAGGCGCAUUUUAGGCUAUGAUUUUAGGAUGCGAUUUAACGGGACCAAUUACCGAGUAGAAAUGGCGCUUAUGCAAUCGCAAUUUUUCAAUAGCUGAUUGCUCUCAAAGGUCUUUGAAAAGUCUUUGAAAAUAGGCUGAAAAUAUUUUUGGCAAGUCUGUGAUUUUUUUUCCUCUUGGAGACUACGAACCCUGUUAAUCCCCCCCCCCCUCCCAAUAUUGUCAGAAAUAAAAUAAUGAAUCAAAAUAAUGAAGCCAUGACUCUUUGUACUGGUGUGGCAUGAAAUUUCAACUCAGAGAAUUUGGGUGUUUUCUUCCAGAUUUGCGCUGCACAAUUGGAUCCCGAAUACUUUCUAGGUGUUUUAAUUGAGAGGUAAGCUUUUUAAACUGCUUCAAAAAAACCCCGCUAUUCAUGACGUUUAUAAGAGUCUUUUAACUGUAUAUUUUCCAUAUACUGUAUGUUUCUAAUUUAGAAUUCUAAAUAUGGUAAAUGGUAAUGAAAUAUUUUCGAGUGACUAACUAAUGAAUGACAAAUAAUUUUUCAAUCACCAUACAGAUUUCGUGUUGAGCAUUGGUUUCAGUUUCCCAGUGAACUUGAGUCAUGUUCUCCUGGUAUUGAUGAUGAUAAUAAAGAAAUGAUGGUGGAAGGUGUACUAACCUUGAUUCUAACUCUCUUGAGCUGCAGACUUCAUUGUGGUAGGUGGCAGCAAAAUUCCAACUUCCUGCGUAGGUAGGUUUCUGAGAACGUAUGGUGAGAAUGUAUGGUGAGAAUGUAUGGUGAGAAUGUAUGGUGAGAAUGUAUAGUGAGAAUGUAUAGUGAGAAUGUAUGGUGAGAAUGUAUGGUGAGAAUGUAUGAUGAGAAUGUAUGGUGAAACUUCAAUCUCUGCAUGCACAAGACAAUUUCCAGUUCAAAUUGAAGCAUUUUUGGGAGUUUUUAAAUAAUAAACAUGUUAUGGAAUUUCAGUUUCGAUAUAAGAAAAUUCCCGGCGAAGAUAUGUUGUUAAAAAUUUCCUGGCAGCGGCGUUGCUGGUGCUGCCAGCCAUUUCCAGCACUGGUACUGCAUUGCUUGUCAUCUGCAGUCAUGGAAUUUCAGUUUCGAUAUAAGAAAAUUCCCGGCGAAGAUAUGUUGUUAAAAAUUUCCUGGCAGCGGCGUUGCUGGUGCUGCCAGCCAUUUCCAGCACUGGUACUGCAUUGCUUGUCAUCUGCAGUCAUGGAAUUUCAGUUUCGAUAUAAGAAAAUUCCCGGCGAAGAUAUGUUGUUAAAAAUUUCCUGGCAGCGGCGUUGCUGGUGCUGCCAGCCAUUUCCAGCACUGGUACUGCAUUGCUUGUCAUCUGCAGUCAUGGAAUUUCAGUUUCGAUAUAAGAAAAUUCCCGGCGAAGAUAUGUUGUUAAAAAUUUCCUGGCAGCGGCGUUGCUGGUGCUGCCAGCCAUUUCCAGCACUGGUACUGCAUUGCUUGUCAUCUGCAGUCAUGGAAUUUCAGUUUCGAUAUAAGAAAAUUCCCGGCGAAGAUAUGUUGUUAAAAAUUUCCUGGCAGCGGCGUUGCUGGUGCUGCCAGCCAUUUCCAGCACUGGUACUGCAUUGCUUGUCAUCUGCAGUCAUGGAAUUUCAGUUUCGAUAUAAGAAAAUUCCCGGCGAAGAUAUGUUGUUAAAAAUUUCCUGGCAGCGGCGUUGCUGGUGCUGCCAGCCAUUUCCAGCACUGGUACUGCAUUGCUUGUCAUCUGCAGUCAUGGAAUUUCAGUUUCGAUAUAAGAAAAUUCCCGGCGAAGAUAUGUUGUUAAAAAUUUCCUGGCAGCGGCGUUGCUGGUGCUGCCAGCCAUUUCCAGCACUGGUGCUGCAUUGCUUGUCAUCUGCAGCCACAGGUGCAGUAAACCAAACACUGACAGAAGUUCAUUAUCAACUUUUUUUAAAACUUGAGAAAAAGAACAGAUUGCACAUGCGGAAAACGCAUUUAUAUUACUGAGCUCAGCAUGGUUUGAUCAUACAGAGGUUUUAUAUAAAAAUAAUAUGAUCUGAUGCACAAAAUUCAUGUAUUAUCAAUUUUGCUUGAAGCAGCACUGGAUUUAUGUCAUGUUCUCUCAGAUCAAACAUACCGCACCAUUGUUUCCCAUAUAAGAGUACGGACAACCUUUCCUAAGACGUAGCAUUUUAAUACCUUAAACUGCACACUAACAUAAAAAAUAUAAUUGAAUAUCAAAACAAACAACACAUGCACAUGCUCCUUCAAAAUCGCUCAUGUUUAAAUUUUCACAUCUUGCAGGAAUGGGUGUAGAAGAAACAUUGCGUUUGGAAAUGGUUACGCUCUUAUGUUUCUCUGACAGAACACAUAGUCAACUUGUUGAUCUCAUAUCCUUUUAAUUUAAUUACUACUUGUUGAACGAGAACAUGUCGUAUCUAAUUCUGAGAAAGUUUCGGAUUGAUAAGGAUUAGUCUACCUGAAAAAUACAAGGAGAGGUAGGAUGUAAGGCAGUUGUAUCCCUAUCAAUCCAAAGCUUUCUUAUUACUGGCGCCACUGGCACAAACCGUUCAUACCUAAUUCUACAGAUCAUAUCUAAUUCUAUAACUCCAUCCCAAUUUAUAUGAAGGAACCCUUCGUCAAUUACGUCAUCAUCUAGGGGGGAGGGUACCUAUUUGGAUUAUAAUUGAUUACAUUGGGUUGGGGUUAUUGGUGAAGAUGAUAUGUCAUCAAUAAUGGAGAAGAUAUUCACCCAUUACCAAUCAGAUUUGGCAAUAACUAAUUAUUUAUAGGUCUAUGAGCAUAAAAAACAAAUUACUAAAAUAUAUUUAUAUUUCCAGUUAUAAUAUUGCUAUUACUAGAAGUAUUGAAUAAUCUUAAGACUAAAAGAUGAUGUAUUAUUUGUAAGUGGCUAAUUGGAUCAAGCUUAGUUAAAAGUUAAAGUGGAAGUCAAGUCCGUUCUGCGCAUCGGUUCUGCUCAUAACAAUGUGAGGACCCUCUAAUGUAAACAUUGCCCAAAUUUCGAAUGUUUCGAAUUUUUCUGAACAUAAACUCUUUUUCAUAUUCAUUUAGAAGCAUAGCGAACCAAAAUAGUGUUAGAUAUUCAGACAGUACAUCAUAUUUAAAAAAAAUACAGCAGUUCAAAAUGUAAACAACCGUUUGUUUACAUACGGACUUGACUUCCACUUUAAAGUAAGCACAUAUAUAAUGAAUCCUUUCUAAUUUUUUGCUUCUAUAAGGAUGGGGAUAUAGAGUAAGGUAGUUAGGCUGAUGACGAGGGGGCUUAAAAUAGCCCAAACUUUGAUGACGUAAUUGUUGAAUGGCCCCAAAGUGGUCCUGCUCAUGACUAAGUAUUGAGAUAAUAAUGGUAAGGCACUAUAUAUCUCGAGCACAUAUGCAUGCCAGUAAGUCUCUAUAAACAUCAACCUCGUACUUGUGGCUCUCAGAAGCCCUGGGUAUGAGGUUGCUAUAAAGAUCUAUAAACGUAUGCAUGAAUACUGCUCAAAGUGCUCAAGAUACGGUAGUUAUACAGUUAUACAGUGUAUAAAGAUGCAGUACAGUCUGUUUACAUGUGUCAGGUUUUUUUUACAUUUUUUGUAUCCAAAUAAUGAACUUUAUAAACUAAAUAUAUUUUCCUGCUUCCAGAGUAAAAUAAAUUAUCACGAUAGCACGUUCAUGGUUUGGAAGAACGCACGUAUUAUGGCGAUUCUAAUGUCCGCAUGCGCAGAGCAGACUUCACCGCAUCUUUAAGAAUGUUUAUUGGGAUUUAGAAGAACAGUUAUAUGAAUGUCAGCACUAUAUGAGAAUUUUUUCUUAACUUUAUCACGUACCAGAGCGAUAUGGUCAAACAUUGAAUGCCCAACUCUUUGAAAAAAUUUUGAAUGAGGUAAUGAACUUUAUUAUAAUGUCUUGUUUUGUUUUUUAUUAGUUUAAAUAGCAUCCAAGCACAGUUCCAAUUUGUUAUAAUGAGAGGACUUUUCUUUCACGGUUACAGUGUUUUGUGGAGUCUUUUCUUACAUCUUGCUAUAUGGGUUGUCUUAAUCCGAUAUGUAUCUUGCUCUGUGUUUUAGAUCUCUGAUUACAAACAUCCAGGUUGUGACAGCAGUGGUAUGCAACAAGGAAUGUACACAUUGAAACCACAAUUCUGGGAAACACAUUUUGAUCCUGUUCAUGCUUUAUUAAGAGCAUUCAAUAGACGAGAAUUUCAGUCUGCAAUGGAUCGAUAUACUACUCAGUAAGUGUCAACGGUAUUCCAUUUUGUUGAAUGUGCGCGCGAGUUUUAUGCAUGUUUCAAUAACAUACUUGCAUUGACUAGCUUGUUUUUACAAAUUGGCAAUUUACAAAAAUUGUGAAAUAAUUAGGUUCAGUGUUAAAACUAAUGCAUGUACAGUAUUGGUCACAUAAAAUAUUGGGACUGUGAAUUUACAUGUAUAAGAUCUCAACGUGUUCCCGUUCAUUUAAUUUGUUGCUGUAAAUUUUGGUGCAAUUAAACCUUUUUUGCUUCAAUUAAAUGCCUUUUUUUCUCUUAUAAUGAAUAAAAUACCAGGUUUUCAUGUUUGAAAAGACGUUGUGACAACUUAAUUACUUAGUAAAUCAGCUAUCUUUUAGAGAUCUUAACCCCUGUUUUAAUCUUUCGCCACCCCCUCCCGUCCUAAAGUCCGCCCGUGAGUAUAAUAAAUAUUAAACUUGUUUUAAUCCAUUCUGCAUCGCAUCUCUUUUCUUCAGCUUACGGCAACAUAACUCGUCGUAUGUGACAUCAGCAUGGCCACCAUUUCGACCUCUUACUCCAGUUCCAAAAUCGUUUAACGGUCUGUUUAGGUAUGUAAUUUUCAACAUGAUUGUGCUUGUAUAUUUGGAUAUAGGCCUUAAGAAUCUUUUUAACCUUUCAUUAUAGUCUUACUACCCCUGAAUAACUUACUAUAGGCUGGGUUUCUAUUUGUAUCAGAGUAACAAAAUCCUCUUCCACUAUUGCUGCCUUUAGUUCGUCAGGGUUUCGUGUUUCCCACAUGUAGUCUCUGCUUACUUUUCUUUUGUGAGACCAAGUUAACUGCAAAAGUCAGUAUGCCAUUUACAUGUAUCACACGUUUCAUAUUAACUAUCAGUAACAAGCUUUCAAACAAUCUGAUUCGAUCUAAUCAAGGGUAGAGUGAAAUACACACACGUUUUGUAUGUAUGUACCGCAAAGUUUUGUAAAAUGUAAUGAAUAGUACAUAUAUGCUGUUUUGGAUUAUUUAGAUUACUUCACUGCAAGAAAUUACAUCAGAUGUUAUACUUAAUAUUGUAUAAGGUAUUGUAAAAGAAAAAGUUAAAAGUUAUAGUCACGCAUAGAAACUCAGCCAGUUUGUGUAAUUUACAGUAAAGUUCUUUUAUUUCAUGUAAUACUGUUCAACUAUAUUGAUGUUUUUCUAUCAUAGGCCACGUCAAAUGUGACCCCAUUAUCAGAAACCGUUAUAUAUUUAGCAGUCCAUCUAAUAACCUUAGCAGUUCAGUCAUCUGCUACAUGUUUUCAAAUGGUAAGCUAAUAUUAUAUCUUCUGUACAGUAGUAAAAAACGCAUAUUACAGGUAUAUGUUUCGUUAUUUGUCAGGUGCAUGUGUUGGUUACUAUUUACCUGUUUACCUCCACAAGAAGGCUAUAUUUCCAGUUUUAUAUUUUUCUCGGUUGUUUGUUUGUCCUCGUUUGAGCAAGGCACGUAAUUUAGGGAAACUCUCAUGCAAACUCUCUUGAACUCUCACUCUCGUUUGACAAGGGCUUAAUAUAAUUACUGGGCAGCAAAUGCAUGUGUUCAACAUCAAAAGUAUUGGCCCUUAUAAGAGCAACAUAUUGCAUUAAAUCUCUAUAUUAUAUAGUUCUAUCAAACGCAAAUCCACUACAAAGGAUAGAAAUAGUCAAUUUAUUUUCUUAGUUUUAGAACUGCAGGUUGACCCCCGUUCUGCUACACAAUGUGCUUAGUGCAUCUACCUAUUCAUUAAUUCAAAGUACUGGCAUUGGGGCUGGCAUGGUUCAAAUGGGUGUACUGCAUAACAUUUUUGUCAGAUCAAUUAAUAAAUACUUUAAAUUUUGUUGCAUUAUAUAGUUACCAUGCCCCUAUCGACCUUCACUAAGUGAUGUUGGCGACACAGGUUGUGUUAUCGUAACAAAGUGUUUACAUUUCCUGGAUCAACACGGUAAGUAAGAUUUGAAACUCCUAGUGGUUGCGAUGUUGGUCUAAUUGACGCUCGGAUCAUCACCAUCAAUGGUAAUGAUGAUGAUCAUGAUCAUGAUCACGAUCAAGACACAAUCGCACGUUACACGGGACAUCUUCGCUGCAGCAUUCUGACUCAGCCAAUGUUUUGUAAAAGAGAGCAACAUAGCAAUUCUACUCCAUCUAUGUUUACUUUAUUAAAUGUACCAAGAGACAUGCUGCAAAAAUUAAGUGAUAAAAAAUGAAGUCAUCAGUGUAAAUGAAAAGUUGUACUGUAUUUUUUGGUGAAUAUAAUUGCGUACAUACAUCAAUCUGAACUCUGAAGUUACAGCAUAAAUUACCUCAUUAAUAACAUAUGCUUCAAAAGCUUUACCAAUUAAAACAGUAAUAUCGUGCUAUUUUCCACAAAUAACGUAAAACAGUUAUAUACAGUAUUUUUGCUCAUGCAGGGGCGGACACUUCGCGAAAUAUUAGGAGGAGGGGUCGAAUUUAGGUUGGCACCAUAUGACCUCCUUUUGUUGCGGUUGUCCCCCGCCCUCCCUUAGUGUCUGCCGAAAACGGGGUAGUUACGUUAGCUAUUGUACAUAUUAGUAUUGUACAUAUUCUUAAAGCAUGCUGUUUUGCUAUGUAGGCAGCAGUGUGAAAGAUCUUCAUGCAAACGAAGACUUCAGUGAAAUUAAUGAGACGUUAUUGACAGACCUAAUGUAUGGUGAGUAUAAUUUAAUAUACAGGGACAAGAGCCUCUUCAGAACUGUUUACUUUCCGUUAGCAAUCUACAAUCAUGGACAAACCUGUUAAUAAAACUAAUUAGCAUCAUAAUGAU